Molecule: messenger RNA, 1763 nt
Organism: Gossypium arboreum
Lineage: Eukaryota; Viridiplantae; Streptophyta; Magnoliopsida; Malvales; Malvaceae
Product: glycosyltransferase BC10-like
Exons: 12
Coding region: 266-1432 (388 amino acids)
Cellular component (GO): membrane
Molecular function (GO): glycosyltransferase activity
Source: RefSeq, a predicted model, not a curated record
GUCCCUCUCCUUCUCCAUUCUUUCACAAACAAAAACAAAUCAAAAAACAAAGAAUUCAGUUAUAAACACGUCGAAAAUUUGUUUAAAUUAUUGAAAGAUUUGAAGAUCGCUUCCGUUUUCUUCGAUGAGCACCAUUGCGGAGAUCACAUUACAUUGAUCCAUUGAAGAAUCUGGGGUUGGUUGUUGGAUACUGAUUGAUUACCUUGAGGAGGAAACUGAAACAAAGGAGAAACACAUGAAUAUAGAGCACUUUUGUUUAUACUAGAUGAAGGUACCUAAGGAGUGGCGAUUAGGUAGCAUGGGUGAUACUAAGAUCUUGCCUGGAUCUCGCCAUCGCUCUCCUUUGAAGAGGCCAAUAUGGAUUAUUUUAAUGGUUUCUUUUGUCAGCCUUUUUCUAGUUUGUGCUUACAUCUAUCCACCGAACAGCGAUGUUGCAUGUUAUGUAUUUUCUUCUAGAGGUUGCAAGGUCCUUACUGAUUGGCUUCCUCCUCCUAAAAGGGAAUUAACUGAUGAGGAGAUUAUUUCACGGGUUGUGGUUAGGGAUAUUUUGGAUACACCUCCAGUCGAAUCCAAAAAUCCUAAAAUUGCAUUCAUGUUCUUAACUCCAGGUUCAUUGCCAUUUGAGAAGCUUUGGGAUAUGUUCUUCCGUGGUAAUGAGGGAAGAUUUUCUGUUUAUAUCCAUGCAUCAAAAGAAAAACCAGUGCAUGUGAGCCCUUACUUCCUUAACCGGGAAAUUCACAGUUCUCCGGUUACAUGGGGAGCAUUUUCUAUGGUUGAUGCAGAGAGACGAUUAUUGGCAUAUGCUCUAAAAGAUCCUGAUAACCAACAUUUUGUUUUACUCUCUGACAGUUGUAUUCCAUUGCAUAAUUUUGAUUACGUCUACAAUUAUCUAAUGCAUGCUAAUAUGAGUUUCAUUGACUGCUUUGUGGAUCCUGGACCUCAUGGAAAUGGCAGGUAUUCAACACGCAUGUUACCUGAAGUAGAAGAGAAAGACUUCAGAAAGGGUGCACAGUGGUUCACAAUGAGGCGGCAGCAUGCUCUGCUAGUCAUGGCUGACAGUCUUUACUAUUCAAGGUUUCGGGAUUACUGCAGGCCAUUUGCGGAUGGCAAAAACUGCAUUGCCGACGAGCAUUACCUCCCAACCUUUUUCAAUUUGGUUGACCCCGGUGGCAUCGCAAACUGGUCAGUAACGCGCGUUGACUGGUCUGAGAGAAAAUGGCACCCUAAAUCAUACAGGGCACAGGAUGUUACAUAUGAUCUUCUAAGGAAUUUUACGUCGAUUGACAUGACCACCCAUAUAACAAGUAACGCUGGGGGCGAAGAGCUGCUACAACCUUGUAUAUGGAACGGUACCAGACGACCAUGUUACCUAUUUGCAAGGAAAUUCUAUCCAGAAACCUUAGAUAAAUUGGUGACACUCCUCAAUUUUUGACUGAAUACUUUGGUGGGAUCGGUCAUAUUUUCUUCGUUCCAUCUCGUUUUUACGUAGAGGUUUAUACAUUUGUAAAUGGCUUGUUUUGCAAUCACACAAUUCUUGAGUGCAAGGGUAACAGGAAGAGAACAACGAGGAUGACAAUCGAACAAGGCCGGAGGGCAACGAGUUUGUUAGGGUUGCGUCCUUCCGGACAGGUAAUUUAUUGUCCAUUUUCUCCCACAUUUUGUGCCAUUGAUCAUAUAUGAGAAAGAACAUGGGGGAAACUCUUGUUUUUUCUUCUGUAAAAGUUGCAAAACAUAACUGGUGCACCCUUUUCUAGAAAUAUAAA